Molecule: messenger RNA, 3453 nt
Organism: Neopsephotus bourkii (Bourke's parrot)
Lineage: Eukaryota; Metazoa; Chordata; Aves; Psittaciformes; Psittacidae
Gene: DESI1
Product: desumoylating isopeptidase 1
Biological process (GO): protein modification by small protein removal
Molecular function (GO): peptidase activity
Source: RefSeq, a predicted model, not a curated record
GCCCCCGGCCGGAACCGCGGCGCUGCAUAACGGCGCAGUGACGGGGCAGCCCGGCUGGCUGCCGGCUGUCGCGCAUGCGCAGAGGCGGUGUCGCCUUUUCCGUUCCGCCUGUCACCGCACCGUUGGUGCCGCCGCACCCGAGACCGGUGGUGGCGGGACCGGUACGGGGGCCGCUCUUACCCGUUCCCUUCCGCUUCUCGGUACCUGGCGGGGCGGGGUGUCUGUCAGGGCUCCCGGUGCCGCCCGGCGGCCGUGCCCGCGCCCCCAUGGAGGAGCCGCUGGCCCUGCAUCCCGUGAAGCUCUAUGUGUACGACCUGUCCAAGGGCAUGGCCCGGCGCCUCAGCCCCCUCAUGCUGGGGAAACAGCUGGAUGGCAUAUGGCACACCUCCAUAAUAGUCCAUAAGGAUGAGUUCUUCUAUGGCAGUGGAGGAAUCUCCAGCUGUGCACCUGGAGGGACACUUCUUGGACCUCCAGACACAGUUGUUGACCUGGGGAACACUGAAGUCACAGAAGAAAUUUUUCUGGAGUAUCUUUCCUCAUUGGGGGAAUCUAUGUUCCGAGGAGAAUCUUACAACCUCUUUGAACAUAACUGCAACACCUUCAGUAAUGAAGUGGCACAGUUCCUGACAGGAAAAAAAAUCCCUUCCUACAUCACUGACCUUCCAGCUGAAGUUCUUGCCACACCUUUUGGACAAGCUUUAAGGCCCCUCCUGGACUCCAUCCAGAUCCAGCCACCUGGAGGAAAUACCUUCAGCAGACAUAACGGACAGAGCUAACAGGAGUGACCCAGUGUGCCCAGCCUCACCAGGCCUCUUCCUUUUUAAACAUCAGUAUACCAGAUUUCUAUUUUAUAAUUUCUCAUCUGAAUUAACUCUACCGAAGUUACAAGACAAGUUUUACAGUUUCCUAGGGAGAGGAUUUAUCAGGGUGCAUGUAAGCCAAUGCUACCAAAAAGAUUGCCAUAAUUUCUAAUAAUACUGUACUAAUUUAUAAAGGCUGUCUUGUUCAAGUAGGAUGACACUUUCUAAGUAACUCCUGUGAUGGUAAGUGGGAAUUCAUUCCAUGAGCAUUCAAGAGCCCAUUACACAAUUUAGAGUAAACAAGGGAUGUCGUGGCUGUCCCUUGCAGGCUUGCAUCUUUCUGCUGUCCUUACCUAUAUUGUGGGGGUAUUUGCUGAAUUCUGUAGCAAAAAGGCAAAGGAACUGUUGGUAGCCUAGGAAGUAAAGGUAUCCCAGGAUUAGUCUUCUGCAUGUUUCAUUGAUAUUGUGUUGUUUGCUCGAGGGAAAAGCUGAACUCAUCUGAUUUGAAUGUUUGCAGUGGCACAGCUAUGCGGGAAAGGUGAUCAAGCUGAACUGUGUUGUCUGUGUCAUGCUCAAGUUGAAACCUUCAGUGGGGGGAGCUGUGUGGGGAAGGGAGUUAUUAAGAGCCUUGUAACGCUAGAUCCAAGAGUUAUGGGAUGGAACCAGUUGACAGAAUAUUGUGAUUUCAGGAGAAAGUAAAAUGAAGUGAAAGGUUUCCUUUUCUGAUAGGUAGGAUUACUGGCAGAUAGUUAACCUUGUGAACUAUUUACCUUUGCAUAAGAGCUGUUCUGCUUGGCUUUGAGUUUGCUUUUUCUUACCAAACCAGAGUUACAGUACAGCAAGGCAGGAGCAGCAAGACAACUGCAUAAUAAUAUAAGGUGGACCAAUUCUGCCUUCAGUACCUGGUUGCAGACACAAUAGGAAUUCAGUUUUCCUUGUUAUUGCUGUCUUUCCGAAGCAGUCAAACGCAUAACUGAGAGGGCUCUGCUUGAGUGUAAGAGAAAUUAGGUGGUAGGUCUCCCCAAAUGUAAAGAAAACGAGGAAGAGUAAAAUCAAGCUCUUCUAUGAAACAAUUGAGUUCAUUGGGAUACAUGCAGAAGCAGUCCUGUCCUUAGAUUGGCAUUAGAUUGUACCAAUACUGUUUCUUCUAGUUUAAGAUUCUUACAGCUUUGCAACUAUUUGCAGUGGAAAAUGAUUGGGGGAAUGAAAGAAUAGGCACACUGAUUUCUUUUCAUGCAUGUAUAUACACUGUUUUCAUGAGCAGUUUUAUAGCAGUUGCAUUUAGGAAGGAACAGAAGAAAGACAUGAGACAAACCCUGAAACAUUGCUGAUGCUCCAGAAAUGGAGAUUGCACAUCUCAGAUGCCACUGAAAAAGCAUCUAUGCAAAUGUAUAGCUCUUUGUCCAGUGCUUUGUUGUGAGAAGUAUUGCUGCAGGUUCAGUCCUGGAUCUCAGAUUUGCUGCACUGGAAGCUUCCUGCAUACCUGAAGGAGAUGUCUUUCCUCUGCUGGGCUCUUUUCUCCCAGAAUAAUACAGUAUAAGUUUCUCACACUGUUACUCAGUUGGACUAUAAUGGUUCAUACUUUUGAGGGGAUGGAAUGGAGGAAAACUGCAGUUUUAGUCACUCUGACAAAUACUUCUUGCCCUGCACCUUGUGCAGUUGAUACACAAGUGGGAGUGAGGUAUUGUCAGUCCGUUCUGCAGUUUUGGGUGUACCUGCUCUGGGUGCACCGCAGUGGCCCCUGCAGCCACAAAGUGCUGUAGCUUGUUAAAAGUCUAGGAACUUCCUCAGUUGAAUAGGUAUACUCUGCCUGAUACAGUCCAGCCCAUCUAGGCAUGUAGUGCGGUACCUGCAAGCAGCAUAGCUGUGGUUGCUUGUCUUUCAGCAAGCUAUCACUUCAGGUGCAGCUGCCUUCAGUGGAAGCACUGGUGCCACAGUUUCUGCUCCACACUCUUACGCAAUAAGGAUAUCCCCUGUAUGCUCACCGCUGAAGAGGUCCUGAGCCUGGUUUCUGUUUUGGCUGCCUACUUGAGGACUUCUUACAUCCCUUUGGAAGGCAGGAAAGAACAGUUCACCCCGUGCAUUUUGCCAUCUGCCUUUUCCCUUCCUGAGCAGUCCCUUUGCAGAAGAGAUGUUGCUGCUACGUUGAGGUCACUGGGUAAAAUUUCCCUUGGCCAUGCACUGUUUGCAAUAGCCAAGGAGCUCUUAGAGGGUCCCCUGCGCUGGGGACCUGCUCUGUGUUUCAUGGCAAGAGAACUGUAGGAGGGAAUCCUGUUUGCUUGGUCUUACUGGGUGAUGAGACCCUUGUACCUUGUAGGCCUCUUUGGAAACCUGUUUUCCUCAAAGAUGGUUAUGUGCAAAUUGCAGGACUGUGGCCCCACUGUUCCAUCCAUAGAUAUACAAACUAGACUGAGAGGUGUAUGUAAGUGUAUAUAGGUGACAAACUUCUGCCAGCUGAUUGACAGAGGGUUGGGGAAACUGAGCUCCUGAAAGGGAACAGAGCCUUUUUUCCCGCCCCACACACUUACUCUUCUGUCUUGUAUUGUUGGGGUUCCCCUGUGCCAUUUAAAAAUGUUAAUAACGUCUUUAGACAGGAAGUGAUGUUUUGAUUUAUUUGUGGUUUUUUUCUAUUACAAUAAAAAUAAAUACAGCA